AUGGUUCAUUUGCUAAUUAUUCUCAGUGUCAUCGCGACCUCGCUGGCCUGCGCUCCGAAGUCUGGGACAACUGGAACUGGAGGAACAACCGGCACUGGUGGAACAACCGGUACCACUGGAACUGGAGGGGCAACUGGUACUGGUGGAGCAACCGGUACCACUGCAACUGGAGGGGCAACUGGUACUGGUGGAGCAACCGGUACCACUGCAACUGGAGGGGCAACUGGUACUGCCACUGGGCGAAAACGUGAAGUUGAAGGAAAUCGCUUCAACAGCUAA
Ostertagia ostertagi is the source of this 279-nucleotide messenger RNA. NCBI's taxonomy places the organism in Eukaryota, Metazoa, Nematoda, Chromadorea, Rhabditida, Trichostrongylidae. The record is from the annotation of a GenBank genome assembly.